Medicago truncatula (barrel medic) is the source of this 1087-nucleotide messenger RNA. Its product is annotated as F-box/WD-40 repeat-containing protein 1. The transcript has a single exon. Bases 89 to 817 code for a protein of 242 amino acids. Lineage: Eukaryota; Viridiplantae; Streptophyta; Magnoliopsida; Fabales; Fabaceae. Gene Ontology annotation, molecular function: protein binding. The record is from RefSeq and is a predicted model, not a curated record.
AAGGGAUACAUAAUAAACAACAAUUUUAAGCAAAGUCAAACACACUCAUCCGAUACAAAUUUGUUCUAUUUUAUUUGAGAAGAACGUUAUGGUGAAAUUUGUUGUAAAUCGCAACACAGGACGGAAAUCAACUACGUUGCCAAGAUGGUUGAAUAGAAUACUCCAAGGCAGAGAUAGGGCGCCACUGCCCACUCUUCCAUUCGAUCUCGUGGCGGAAAUUCUGUGCCGGCUUCCUGUGAAGUUACUCGUGCAGCUUCGCUGCCUCUGCAAGUCCUUUAAUUCUCUUAUAUCUGAUCCCAAAUUUGCUAAAAAGCACCUUCAAAUGUCAACCGCACGCCACCACCUAAUGUUAAGAUCUACCAACAACUUAGGUAAGUUAUUUCUAUAUGAUUCACCAAUCCAAUCUAUUUUUUCAACUUCUAGGGUAAAGCAGACACAACUCAAUUAUCCAAACGGGCUAAAGAAUAAUCACUUUUGCGCAUACUCUUGCGACGGUAUCUUGUGUAUCAGUAAUACCAACUAUUAUAGUUGUGCUGUUUUGUGGAACCCUUCCAUUGGAGAAUUCAAGAUAUUGCCUCCUUUGGAAACUUCGCCCAACAGAAGAGCCUGUAGUUCUUUCUAUAGCUUUGGGUAUGAUCAUUUCAUUCGUAAUUAUAAGACUGUUGUUAUUUCCUUCGACACGGACAAUUACUUCUUCGCGGGCAAAUAUGAAGUCAGUGUUCUUACACUGGGUACAUAUUCUUGGAGAAGGAUACAAGCAGUGGCGGAUCUUGGUGGGGACCAGCAGGUGCCACUGCAUCCCCUAACUUUACUAUAAUUAUCAUAUUAUGCAUGAUAAUUCAAACGGAGCAUUGUUGUUGCAGUGGAUUGGUGCGUUUUGAAACCCCCCAGCUGCGUGGGUUCGAUCCUCGUUACCUGUUUUUUUUUUAUAUUUUCAAUUGUAUUAUUAAUACUUUACUCAAAAAAAGAGGUCCUAAUGGGAAUUGAACCACCGUUCCCUAUAGUUGUUCCAGGAAAAUAAACCACUAGGCUAAUUCAUUAUUUCAUUAAUAUUUUAAAACUGAUAUAUAUAUAUUCUAAAAAUAUU